Messenger RNA from Parathielavia appendiculata, 1170 nucleotides. RefSeq lists its product as uncharacterized. NCBI's taxonomy places the organism in Eukaryota, Fungi, Ascomycota, Sordariomycetes, Sordariales, Chaetomiaceae. Bases 172 to 1170 code for a protein of 332 amino acids. The transcript has 2 exons. The record is from RefSeq and is a predicted model, not a curated record.
UCGAAACUUAAAUAUGCCGUCUCCUUCACUUCAGAUGGCUUCCAGAUUGUUCCACUGCAUCACCAUUUCCAUCUCUUGAGGUUCUUUUUCUCCGCGUCUGCUGGUUAGACUUCUUUGAGCUGGCACUCGAUUCUAUUCUUUGGUUCCCCACUACCUCCCAAGAACCCCAGAAUGGCACCCCUCUCCUGGCGGCAGGCCGUCGUGGCCGCGCUCUUCUUCAGCGCCGCACACACGGCGCAUGUCCGACCCAGACAGAUCCUCGUUCCGGUCGGCAACGUUCAAGGUGUUGGCGCAGGCCAGAACCAAGCCCUCCUGGCCCAGCUGCAGGAAAUUAUCCAAGGCCUGCUCAGCGGGAAUCUCAACCUUGGAGGGGCCCUUCCGGGGGUCACCACGACAGAAGCCGCUACGGCGGUGGCUACGGAGACUGCCGCGGCCGAAACAACCGCCGCCGAGGUGGCCGAGCCCGCCGAAGGUGCGGCUACGGAGACCGCUGCCGCUCAGACGGCGACUGAGACAGCUACAGAAACCGUCGCCGAGACUACUGCCGAGGCGACUGCUGAGACAACCGCCGCCGAAACCGCCGCCGAAACUACCGCGGAAGCCACUGCCGAGACGACGACCGUUGAGACCGCUGAGACCGCCAUCGAACCCGCAACCGAGACAGCCGCCGCGGAGACGACCACAGCCGUCGAGACGACAACAGCUGCCGAAGAAGCUACCGCCAGCGCUACCGAGACUGCCACAGCCACAGUCGGCAACAACGGCACCGACAACAACGCUGGCCGCGGCAAGGGCAAGGGUAAGGGCAAAGAAAACGGCAACGGCCGCGCUAAGGGGAACGGCAAAGGAAAAGGAAAAGGCAACGCCCUCAACCUGCAGGACCUCCUCAACUUGCUCACCGGCGCCGCAGGCAACGGAACAGGCAACGCACUCAACCUUGAGACACUCCUGCAGCUCCUUACUGGUGAGGGCCAGGGUCAGGGCCAGGCACAGAACAACGGUGCGGUCCCUGUCCCCCAGCUGGAGGCUAUCCUGCGGCAGAUUGAACAGGCGCAGCGGCAGGCUCAGGAGGCGGAAGGGGAAGGUCGGGAUUCUCAGAAGGCCGGAUUGUAUUCUCGGCGCAGGGCGUUCAUCGGGCUUGGUCCCUUGAUGACACCAUGCCGGAGCUAG